CACGAAAACACUGUUAGCGUUCCCUCGUGAAGUUGUCUUCAUGAAACAGUUCGAAAGUGUCUCGAACAACCUCUUAAGACGCAAAUCUUGCUAGAGGCUGCAUAUCGAAAGCAGUAAGGACUUACACUGCGACUUCAACAUGAAUGGUGUAGAAGUUGAAGAGGAAGAUCUCUACGAGGUCCUCAACGUCUCCAGAGGCGCCACGAAAAUCGAGAUCAAAAAAGCAUACCACAAGGCUGCCCUUUCGUCACACCCUGAUAAAGUCCCCGAGGAGCAGCGAAAGGAAGCAGAAGUACGCUUCAAAACUGUCCAACAAGCGUAUGACAUUCUCUCAGAUGACGAAAAGCGGCACUUGUACGAUACACAUGGAAUGGCUGCUUUCAAAGGAGGUGGCGCCGGCGGAGCAGGCCCAGAGGUAGACUUGGACGAUUUACUGCAACAGAUGUUUGGCAUGGGAAUGGGCGGCGGGAUGCCGAGUGGACCCGGCGCAAAGAGACGCGUACCAAGGAAAGGGCCAAACGAAGAGCAAGAAUACGAAGUUACCUUGGAGGAGCUUUACAAAGGGAAGACGACGAGGUUUGCUAGCACUAAGAAUAUUGUGUGCGAAACAUGCAAAGGUAGCGGUGGUAAGGAUAAGGCGAAACCUCAGAAGUGUAGCGCUUGUGAUGGGCAUGGGCAGCGACUAGUGGUCCGCCAAACCACGAUUGGACUUAUGCAAGAGACGGUUAUCUGUUCCCCAUGCAGUGGUAGAGGUGAAGUUUUUAAGGACAAGGAUAAGUGCAAGAGGUGUAAAGGCAAUCGAGUCGUCCAAACCCGCAAGAUGCUCGAGUUGUACAUUCCCCGCGGUUCAAGGCAAGGAGACAAGAUAGUAAUACAGGGUGAAGCAGACCAGCAACCUGACCAAGAGCCAGGAGAUAUUGUAUUUGAGUUGAAAGAGACGGAGCACGAGGUUUUUGCUAGAGCGGGUGAUGACCUCGCAGCGGAAAUCAACAUUACGCUUGCAGAAGCUCUGACAGGAUUUAGCAGAGUGGUUUUAACACAUCUUGACGGCAGAGGCAUAUCGAUAACGCCACCGAAGGGCAAGAUUCUCCGACCUGGGCAGGUCCUCAAGGUCAAAGGAGAAGGCAUGCCUGUUAAAAAAACCGAUGCAAAGGGCGACUUGUUUCUCACUGUCAAUAUCGAAUUUCCCGAUGACAACUUCUUUCUGGAAAAAAGUAAGGCCGAGGCAAUACGGAGCUUGUUACCUGGACCCGGACCACCAAUAAAUGCAUCCGAAGUUGACGAAGUGCAGUAUGAGGAAAAAGAUGACUUAGACGACUUUGGUGCAGGAUCUGGAGAUCCUAGAGCAACUAGUGCGCAGUGGGAGGAUGAUGAAGAUAUGGAGGGCGGCCCACAGUGUGCUCAACAGUGAUCUGGACUUCUCUGGCAUUUACACGGAUUGUUUGAGUUGGGAAAAACGCUUGACAGACCAGGAAGUGGUAUUGACGCUGCGCCUGUCGUUUUCAUGGACUGCACAAUACUACGCCUUUUCUGGGAAGAACAAACUAGAAGUAAUACAAGCGCUUAGAUCUACUCUCGUAAUAUCGAUUCAGCUUCCUUAGUUCAAACGCCUUCAUUUUGGAUGCUAUUCUUCUGCGUUCUAUGCGUCUAUCAUAUAAAAGCGUAACAAGGAUUGUCGGACUUCGGCAUUGGAUGAGGCAAAUGUCAACAAGAACAACAACAGCAUGGAUUCAAUCAAGCGUAAAAGGAU
Verruconis gallopava is the source of this 1750-nucleotide messenger RNA. RefSeq lists its product as uncharacterized. Gene Ontology annotation, molecular function: Hsp70 protein binding; ATP binding. The record is from RefSeq and is a predicted model, not a curated record. The coding region runs from base 140 to 1411 and encodes 423 amino acids. The transcript has 3 exons. Gene Ontology annotation, biological process: response to heat; protein refolding. NCBI's taxonomy places the organism in Eukaryota, Fungi, Ascomycota, Dothideomycetes, Venturiales, Sympoventuriaceae. Gene Ontology annotation, cellular component: cytoplasm.